Messenger RNA from Condylostylus longicornis, 3197 nucleotides. Its product is annotated as zinc finger protein squeeze-like. The record is from RefSeq and is a predicted model, not a curated record. The coding region runs from base 2454 to 2942 and encodes 162 amino acids. The transcript has 3 exons. NCBI's taxonomy places the organism in Eukaryota, Metazoa, Arthropoda, Insecta, Diptera, Dolichopodidae.
UCGAAGAAACACAAAAAAAAAAUAUAAAAAAAAAAAUUUAUUUACUUUUUUUUUUAAUACCAAAAAAUUUUUAUUGAAAAAAUUUUUGAAUGGUGGAGGGCCGAAAAAUGAGAAAAUAAAAAAAAAGAAAACUAUAAUAGAAAAAAAAAUCUUCCGAAAAAAAAACACAAAACAGAAGAAGUGAAGUUUUUUUUUGUGCAAUUUAAGAGCCAGUCGAGUUUUUGCUUUGAUGGCGAUGUGGUCAUAAAUAUACAUAUUAGUGUUUUUUUUUUAUAUACACAACUUUUGAUUUAAUAAAAAAAUAGAAAAACACAAAAAUAAAAAAAACAGAGUGCCGUUUAAACGAGAAGAGGUUGGAAAUAUUUUUGCCUUUUUUUUUCCUUUGCUGCAUUCUUUAAUUAUUAUUGUCAUUACUUUGGUAAUUUUUUCUGGUUUUUUAUGGAAAAAAUUUCAAAAAUAAAUAAAAGAAAAAAAAAACAAGGAAAAUCAAAAUAUAAAAUAAAAAUUAUAAACAAAAAUUUGAAAGUAAAAAAAAAAAUAAAUCGGUGUUUUUCGAAUUAACUUUUAAAUUUCAAUUUGCGGUUCUACAAAAAAAAUUUUUUCAAACAAUUUUUUGAAUUAAAAUCAGAAUUAUUGUGUUAUUUACCUAAAAAUAAAUAAAUUAUAACACGAAAAACCUACUAAGAUAUUAAAAUUAAAAAAAAAAAUAAAAAUUAUUUUUACCCACGUUGUUCAUAAUUAGAAAAAUUUUGUGUGUUCCCGGAUGACGGACAACAAAGCACAAGGCAAUAAUAUUGUAAUCGAAUCGAAAAGAAUUAAAAAAUCAAAAAAAAAAAGCAAAGUACCGGUAUUUAAAAAGUGAGUAAAAACAUAUUGAAAGAAAACAAAAAAAUAAAACUCACCAUACGCGCACCACCCCGUCGGAUAAAUGUGACAUUUUAGGUGGUGUUUUGAAUGAAUUUCGUUUUUUUAUUUUAAUUAUUUUUAUUGAAUUUUGAAUUUUUAUUAAACAAUUUAACUAUUAUAAUCGGAAUUUUGAAGUAUAACAAUGUAUAAUAUUAUAAAUAAUUAAAAUAAAAAAAUAAUUUGUCAAAAUAUUUUGAAUUACAAAAAAAAAUAUAAUUUACACAUGUUGAAUUUUUUUAUGUGAGAAUGCCCGCCCGGUGUGUGUAAAUAAAUUAGUGCAUGCGAAAAAUUUAUUUAAUAAUAAUUAUAAUCUAAUUUUAAAAAUACAAAAUGUAUUAAAAAUUGAUUCACCUUUUUUAAUUUAAAAAAAAAAAGAAAAUUAUCAAAAAUUCUGAAUAAGGAAUAAAAAAAAAAAUUUCAAUCUGAGUACUAAACCGAAUUCAUGUGAAAUUUAAUUCAAUUUACCGAUAAUUUCAAUUAAAAAUAAAUUUUAUAAAUAAAACAGUAAUUAAUUACGGAUUCCCAUUCAAUGAAAUUUAAAAAUAAAAAUACAAGUGAAAUUUUAAAAAUAAAACGUGGUUAUUUAAUUUUAUUGCCAACAAAUAAUAAGAUUAUUAUUCCGUGUAUUAAUUCUAAUUUAAAUAAAUUAAAAUUUUGAAGAAUUAUUAAAAAUAUUUACCUAUCAAUAAUUAUUUUAUUGGAUUAAUUAACAACAUACAUACAUACAUACAUAAGCAUUAAUGGUGAAUAGUAGGAAGCAGAGUUUUAUUUUUAAAAAAAAAGGAACAAACUGAGUGAAAUUGAAAUUUUGAGCUGUUUGAAAACAUAAAUUAAAAAAUUUUACUAAUAAAAAAUUUUGAAUUAAAAAAAAAAUAAUAAAACAAAAAAAUAGCGUGGCCUUAUCCAAAUUUUUUAAAUAUAAAAAAAAUUAAAUAAAAAAAAUCAUAAUAGUUGAGCAACAGCAAGCAAAAGUGUAUGUAAAAGAAAAAGAAAGAAAAAUUAAAAAAAAAAAAUUACAAGGAGAGAAAAACUCCUCAACAAAGGAUAAAGGAUUAAAGUGCCUUAUUUUGUUGUUGUUUUUUUUAUUAUUAUUUUCCAAGAAAAAAAAAUAACAAAAUAUUUUUGUUAUUUUUUUUUUUUUUUGCUUUUAAUUUUAAUUUUUUUCCUGUGUACUUAUUUUUUUUAGUGAAAAUUACUCAGCUCAUAUUGCUAAAAAAAAUUUUGCAAGGUGUUUAAAAUAAAAUUUUUUAAAACAAGAAAGAAAAAAAAAAACAAUAUUUUUAAAAUAUUUCGGGAGAAAAAAAUAAUUUUCAUCAUUUUAUUUAAAAAAAAAAAAAUAAAUUUAAUUUUCUGUGCUCUAAACCCAAACAAUUUUAUUCAAACUGAAUUUUAAAAUUAACAAAAAAAAAAAAAUAUAAUUUGAAAAAUUAAAAAAAAAAAAAUUUCCUUUUUAAUAAAAAAAAAACUCUAUAAAAAUUAUCACACUGGAAGGUCGUACUAUUGAAUACCGGCCCGGUGGUGGGCUGGAUUAUCACAAUUCUCCAUUAAUGGCUGAAAUACCAGGUGGUGAUUAUUUACAUCGUUCAAUUGAUCAAUUAAGAUCAAUGAAUGAACGUGGUGUAUUAGGUCCAUUAGGACAUUUAACAUCAAGUGAUUUACGUGCAACAUUAGUACACGAUUAUAAACCAUUUAAUAUAACUGAUUUAAGACAAAAUGUUGAAAGAUUAGAUUAUGCUGUUAAAAAUAGUGUUUUAGAUAGACAUAUUUUAAAUAGCAAUGCUAGUCAACAGCAACAGCAACAACAACAACAACAGCAGCAGCAGCAACAACAACAGCAUAAUGGUAAUAUUAAUGGUGGACAACAACAACAACAAAAUAAUGAACAAGAUCAACAACAAUCUCAACAACAACAACAACAGCAACAAGAUAUGAAACAAUCAUAUAGUAAUCCAUCGACACCAACAAGUCCAUUAUCAGAAGGUCAUAUGCAAGAUACUAAGGUGAGUCAUUUAAUUCAUGUACAUACAACAAUUUAAUUUGCUAUUCAAAAACGAAAAACAAAAUUUAAUUUUUUUAAUUUAAGAAAGAAAUGAGUAAGUUAUGAGAUCAUUUAAUAAAUUUUCUCUUAUUUGUGAUUCUUUUUUUUUUUUUAUUAUUAUAAAAUAUUUUAUCUGCAUAAUUAAAUAUUCAAUAUUUUUAAAAUUUUAUUUUUAUUAUAGAUUAUUUAAAUUAUAGAUUUGUUUCUUUUUUCGUUCUUCUUAAUAUUUUAAUAAUUUACAUUUUUUUUUAUA